Arabidopsis lyrata subsp. lyrata is the source of this 717-nucleotide messenger RNA. RefSeq lists its product as uncharacterized. The record is from RefSeq and is a predicted model, not a curated record. NCBI's taxonomy places the organism in Eukaryota, Viridiplantae, Streptophyta, Magnoliopsida, Brassicales, Brassicaceae.
AUGACAUGCAAAUCUAAAAAAAAAGGGGAAAACACACGGAAACACAGAGAUUGGCGAAUGCGAAAUCCGGAUGGUCAGGGAUCACUGAGAGAGAAAAUAAGGUACAGAUUCUUGCUUAUAGCUUUACUUACCAGUAAGUUAUACUACACACGUUUUUAACUGGUCUUUGUCGAGUUUUCAUUAACAAAAAACUUUUGUUUUCACAACACAUGAAGGUUUGAAAAGUUUUCCUCACUUGAAAUGGAAACUUCUUUUGCUACCCGUAGCUUUUUGGUGUACUGUUCCAUUAACUGAAUAAUUGUAAUAGAAGACAUCACUACUUGUCAUCUAAGUUAGUAUGAGACAUGCUUAUUGUCUAUGUUCCUUAACUGACCCUACAUUUAUUACUUCUUUGAGAACCUAUGGACUAUAGAGGAGUCACUCUCGAACCCAAGCAUUGAUUCGCGCUCUGAAACAUGUAUUCCCAUAAGUUUUCUAUUACAAGGCAUACAUGUUUUUAAACAUUCAUUACAAUUUGAGAGGUGUAGAUUAAUCAUAAGAAGAAAGCUCGGUUCUUCGUAUGUUGUACUUCCUUUUUCUUUGAAUCUGGUUUCAAUGUACCAACAAGUAUUAGGAAACUGUCAAUAUGAUAUUGAGAUGCUGCAGUAUCAGAAACACAAUCUCAAGGAUUUGGACAUGAAACUGAUUUGGGGCCAUUAUACUAUUGAUUGGUAAGCA